Messenger RNA from Closterium sp. Naga37s-1, 906 nucleotides. The record is from the annotation of a GenBank genome assembly. Lineage: Eukaryota; Viridiplantae; Streptophyta; Zygnematophyceae; Desmidiales; Closteriaceae.
AUGGCGGCUUCCGCCGUAUCGUCUUUGAGCGCGAGCGCCUCCGACACUUCAACCGCAUCUGCCGCCGCGAUUUCCUCAGCGCAGAAAACGCUGGUUGGAGCAGCAGUUUCCUCUCCGCAAGGUACAAUCGAGGAGCCGCCUCACGGUCGAACCGCGUCCCCGUGCGCCGCGUGCAAGUUCCUCCGGCGGAAAUGCACCGCGGAGUGCGUUUUCGCGCCGUACUUCCCGCCGGACCAGCCGGGGCGAUUCGCAAACGUUCACCGCGUGUUUGGCGCGAGCAACGUCACGCGGAUCCUGACGGAGCUUCCGCCGGAGCUACGCGGAGAUGCGGCGAAUAGCAUGGCGUAUGAGGCGGAGGCGCGAGUUCAAGACCCGGUGUAUGGUUGCGUGAGCGCAAUUUCGUUACUGCAGCAGCACGUCGUUCAUCUGCAAACGGAGCUGCUUGUAGCGCAGCAUGAGCUUUCGGGGCUGCAACGGGCGUUAGAAGCUUCCGCGCAGGCUGCGCAGGGGUCUCCCACAUAUCCACCAGCCCACGCAACCACAACCACCCCCCUCUCUUUCGCCAGUGUCCCCACUGCCCUCUCUGCCCCCACUGCCCCCACUGCUGUCCCUUUUGCCCCCUGCGCCACUGCGCCCCCUGCUGCUGUUCCUGCUGCUGCUGCGGCUCCUUCUGUAGCAUGCGCAUCCCAAGCAGCGGCAGCAGCAGCAGCUGCUCCAGACGCCUCUGUUCCACCUGCAUUGCUGUUGGAGAGUGUAACAGGCGCAGGGGGGUUUGGUGCUGGUGUGGAGCUAAUGCAGGCUUCGUUUGAGUCACAAACGCCACCGCCUGCUGGUACUGCAGUUGUAGCCUCGUUACAAGCUGCUCCUGUUGCUGCAUUGCAACCUGCCCCUGUCCCCGUGCUGUAA